GUAUCACAGUUUACGGACAACAACGCUUCUGGCCAGAACACGAUCGGGAAUAGUUGCUAAUUUGAGAGAAAAACAUUAAAUCUAGAGUGCAUCCCCGUGAAAUUUCGCAAAUAAAAGCAACAAUGGCAAAGUUAUUUUCCAUCCUUUUGUGCCUGACUAUUAUCGGAUUCAUCAGCGCAGCUCCUGUAGAGGACAAGAAGCCCGCUGAGGAGGCUGAUCUCUCCACCGCAGACUCCAUUGGCUACGGCUACUAUGCAGCACCAUCGCCCAUUUACUACGGCGGCUAUGGAGGUGGCUACAAGUACGGCGGAUAUUCCGGUUACGGCGGCUACGGCGGAUAUCGGUCCUACGGAGGCGGCUUCUAUCGUCCCCGAAUUUACCCAGUUUGGGGCUAAGUGACGCAAUACAAAGAUGACAGAUCAAAAAACGUUCCUUAAGCAAGAAGUUCCAGACAUAUGUACAUAAGUUCCUUAACCCAGAAAAAUCCUAAGUAAUCGCACUAGUGACCAAAGAAGUUAUACAAGCAAGCCCCCCAGUUUUGAAAUUGUAACCCUUUCACUGUCUUGCAACCACGAGUUGAUGACGUCAGCGGCAGUUUUUGACCCCAGAGCACAAUUAACACCGGCUUUAUUGCAAUAAAAACAAAAAACAAAAAAAACUUUACGUACGACCACGCUCGCAUGUGCGGUUUAUUAUUUUCAAAUUUCAAUUGUCCAAAACCGGAUUUGUUUUUUGAACUUCCAAAGAAAUUGAGGCGGCUAACGUAACAUACAGCAAAAUUCCGAGUUGGCCAAGUCGAGUAAUUACACACAUCUGAACCUUUAGUUGGACCUAUCUUUAACGAUCCACAUGUCCAAAUUUCGAGUCAUAAACGGGGUCACAAGAAAGCUGGUCUAUACAGUGGAUAUCAGCCAGAAGUUUGAAGUAUAUAAAACUCUUUUUAACAAUCUAAAAAAAAUCAUACUAUAGAAGAUAGUUAUUAUGGCCAUAAACUAUUUAAAACUCAUAAUAAUGUAGUGACGAUUAAAAAAAUAUAUUAUGUUUUU
Molecule: messenger RNA, 1046 nt
Organism: Drosophila mauritiana
Lineage: Eukaryota; Metazoa; Arthropoda; Insecta; Diptera; Drosophilidae
Product: neuropeptide-like protein 31
Exons: 3
Coding region: 123-395 (90 amino acids)
Source: RefSeq, a predicted model, not a curated record